Punica granatum (pomegranate) is the source of this 1053-nucleotide messenger RNA. The record is from RefSeq and is a predicted model, not a curated record. NCBI's taxonomy places the organism in Eukaryota, Viridiplantae, Streptophyta, Magnoliopsida, Myrtales, Lythraceae.
UUCCCCACCCCUCCCAAUCCCUAAAGCCAAACAAGCCAUUCCGACAAUAGUCCUCUGCCUGGCCCAUCGUUUCUACAGAGAUGGCUGUAGGGCUUCGACCGUUCACGCAGAGAACCGGCGACGGCGCCGGAGAACCAGUCCUCAACACUGACAGCGGUGAGGAGCUCAUGCACGUCCAGCCGGGCGUCUCCAUCGUCCUCGCCAAUCGCCCUCCCGAGUCCCCCGGAACUCUCUACAUCUCCACGCAGCAAGUGAUUUGGUUGAACGAUAUUGACCGUAACAGAGGUUAUGCUGUCGAUUUUCUGUCAUUGUCCCUUCAUGCAGUUUCUAGGGAUCCUGAAGCCUAUCCUUCCCCCUGCAUAUAUACUCAGAUUGAAACUGGAGACGAUGAAGAUGAAUCUGAUAGCUCGGAUUCAGAGCCCACUGAAACGUUAGACUUAUCCAAGAUAAAAGAGAUCAGGCUUGUUCCUUCAGAUCCAAACCAACUGGAUACUCUCUUUGAUAUUUUCUGCGAGUGCGCUGAGCUGAAUCCGGAACCAUGUGAUGAAGAAGGGGAAGCAGAGGGCCACAAUUGGGUUUUUAGUGCUGAUCAAAUGGAUGAUGCGGCCGGAGAUGCAGAAGAUGCUGCCGACCAUUUCUCAGCCAAUCCAAUCAGUGGAAUCGGUUACUCAAAUGGUGAUCAUGACCUUGUACAAAAUGUGCUUCAGCUUCAGAUUGAUGAUCAGCGCUUCGAGGAUGCGGAAGAGAUGGAACGUGAGACCAACAGCAGUCACCACUGAUCUUUUCUGAGCAUAUAUUAGUAGAAACUCCCGUAUAUGGAACCAAUCACUUUAAGCCGGCAGCCCCGGCCUUUUUCCGUUUUUUAGGAAAGCUGCACCUGCAAGGUCCUUGUUGUCCUAGCUAGUUCUGUAUACUGAAUGAGUGUUGUUGAACUCAACAUUGUCCUGCUUGAAUUACUGAGAGCGCCUUGAGUGAUUAAGGGAUAGUUGAGUGUACUUUUGGUCCUUUCAAACUAUUCAUUUCACCCAUGUUAUUUUCUAUUCUUUUUGUUGC